This is a messenger RNA of Spea bombifrons (plains spadefoot toad), 3381 nucleotides long. RefSeq names its product janus kinase and microtubule interacting protein 2 (gene JAKMIP2). The transcript has 23 exons. The record is from RefSeq and is a predicted model, not a curated record. The coding region runs from base 434 to 2896 and encodes 820 amino acids. Gene Ontology annotation, molecular function: kinase binding; microtubule binding. NCBI's taxonomy places the organism in Eukaryota, Metazoa, Chordata, Amphibia, Anura, Pelobatidae.
UCUUCUCUGCAUUCUCUCUCCUACUCCGCCAUAUGUCUGCAGUUCCGUGCAUUAAAGUGCUAGCGGCAGAGAUAAAAAUAAAUCUGUCCAGGAUAAUCAUUCCACAUUGUAAAGAUUGAUCCAGAGAAAAUGCAUUUCCAUUUAUCCUUUAUAUUUCAGGCAAUGGCAAUUAGUUCAAAAUGUGGCUAGUAACAUCAGACACAAAUCAUAAAGACCUAGAAAAGUGCUUGCCUGCAUUCAUAAUAGUGUUUGCUUGAGAUGUGAACAAGAGUUGGAAAGAAUGGAUGUAGACGGUUGAAGUCACAGGGCUUCGUGAAGAGCAAACUCCAGUGCUUCAUAGCAUCAACACAUAAAAGAAGGUCCCGUUUCACUGGGUGAUGGCUCCUCCUUACUGAAAAAGUCAAGCCAGAGAAACUCAACAUACAAAGCAACCAUGUCAAAGAAAGGGCGCAAUAAGGGCGAAAAGCCUGAAGCCCUCAUACUUGCUCUCCAAGCUGCUAAUGAAGAACUCAGGACAAAAUUAACAGAUAUUCAAAUUGAGCUUCAUCAGGAAAAGUCCAAGGUUGCUAGACUUGAAAGGGAGAAGAACCAGGAAAGUAAACGCAUAAAGGAGCAAGAGCAGCAUAAGCACACAGUAAAUGUGACAGAACUGAAGGCUAAGCUGCAUGAAGAGAAGAUGAAGGAACUUCAGGCAGUGAGGGAAAACUUAAUCAAACAGCACGAGCAGGAAAUGUCUCGGACUGUCAAACUCAAAGAGGCAGAGAUCCAGCGACUAAAAUCUGCUGUCAGUGCCUUGCGUGAUGGCAGCAGUGACAAAGUUAGGACUGCCCUGAGCGUGGAAGCACGCGAGGAAGCUCGGAAAGUGUUUGACUCUGAACGCCUCAAGCUCUUACAAGAGAUCACUGAGCUGAAGUCAGCCAAGAAGCACGUAGAUGAGGCUCUCAAUAACAUGAUACAGGCGGACAAAAUCCGAGCUGGGGAUUUGCGGAGUGAACACCAGUCCCAUCAAGAAGCAGUUGCCAAAAUCAAAUGGGAAAGUGAGAGGGACAUUCGUCGACUGAUGGAUGAAAUAAAAGCGAAGGACAGGAUAAUAUUUUCAUUAGAGAAGGAAAUGGAGACUCAGUCCGGUUACUUACAGAAGCUGCAGCUCCAGAAGGAGGCCUUGGAUGAACAACUGUUCUUGGUGAAGGAAGCUGAAUGUAAUGUUGGAAGUCCCAAACGCGAGAUUCCGGGACGGGCAGGGGAUGGUUCAGAGCAUUGUGGCAGUCCGGACUUACGAAGGAAUCAGAAAAGAAUAGCGGAAUUAAAUGCUACAAUUCGAAAACUUGAGGACAGAAAUACCCUUUUGGGUGAUGAACGAAAUGAACUGCUGAGGAGAGUGAGAGAAGCAGAAAGACAGUGCAAACCUCUCCUGGAGAAAAACAAGUGCCUCACUAAAAGGAACGAAGAGAUGAUGCAGUCUCUACAGCGUAUGGAGGAGAAGCUUAAAGUCAUCUCAAAAGAAAAUGCUGAAAUGAGAGAGAAAAUCACAUCUCACCCUCCACUAAAGAAGCUGAGAUCCUUAAAUGAUCUCGAUCAAGCUGGUGAGGAGCAAGAAAUUGAGUUUUUGAAGCUACAAGUGAUAGAGCAGCAGAAUAUUAUUGACGAUCUCACAAGGGACCGGGAAAAGCUUAUAAGGCGGAAGAGACAUAAAAGAAGCUCUAAACCGAUAAAGAGACAUCUGGUUGACACUGUGUUUGGCUACGAUGAUGACUCCAUGGACUCAGAAACCUCUUCUGUGGCGUCUUAUCGAACAGACAGGACACCAGCCACGCCAGAUGAUGACAUAGAUGAAGGUUUGGCAGCAGAGGAAUCAGAGCUUCGGUUUCGACAGUUGACCAAGGAGUACCAGGCACUACAGAGGGCCUAUGCCUUGUUACAGGAGCACACUGGCAGCAUGAUAGAUGCGGAGCGAGAGGCCAAGAUACAGGAGCAGAUGCAGACCGAAGCUUUACGGUACAAAGCAAAGAUUGAAGACCUGGAAAAGGCCUUAGCACAGAAGGGACAGGACUCACAGUGGGUAGAAGAAAAACAGCUUUUUAGGAAACGGAACCAGGAAUUAUUGGAAAAGAUAGAAAAACUGGAGGUGGAGAACACCAAAUUACAGCAGGAGCUUCAAGAUGCCAGAGAUCAAAAUGAAUUACUGGAAUUUCGGAACCUGGAACUUGAAGAAAGAGAACGGAAAUCUCCUCCAUUUAAUCUCCAGAUCCAUCCCUUCUCAGAUGGGGUCAGUGCAUUGCAGAUCUAUUGUAUGAAGGAAGGGGUCAAGGAUGUCUGUAUACCAGACCUUAUAAAACAACUCGACAUACUAGGAGACAACGGGAAUCUGAGAAAUGAAGAACAAGUUGCCAUAAUUCAAGCAAGCACCGUAUUAUCUCUGGCCGAGAAGUGGAUACAACAGAUAGAAGCUGCAGAAGCUGCCCUUCAUCGAAAAAUGAUAGAGUUAGAGAGUGAUAUGGACCAGUUCUGCAAGCUGAAAGGUUACUUAGAAGAAGAACUUGAUUACCGGAAACAAGCCCUGGACCAGGCUUACAUGCGAAUUCAGGAACUGGAAGCCACCCUAUAUAAUGCGUUGCAGCAAGAUACCAAGAUCAAGUUUGGUGAACUUUUGAAUGACAAACAACAAGAUGAGCUCAGAAUGGCAGUAGAGAAGCUGAGGAGACAAAUGUUAAGGAAAAGCCGAGAAUUUGACUGUCAGAUCUUGCAGGAAAGGAUGGAGCUCCUCCAACAAGCUCAUCAGAGGAUACGAGAUCUGGAGGAUAAAACUGAUAUUCAGAAGAGACAGAUUAAAGACCUGGAGGAAAAGUUUCUCUUUCUAUUCUUGUUCUUCUCUCUUGCCUUCAUUCUUUGGCCUUGAUGCUACGAUACCUCUUGAGCAGAGUGCUAGACAACAUGGAUGAACCUGUACAAAAAGACAAAUGCUUCCAUAUUUGUUGAGGAGAGAACACUGUUUAUACUUGUACUGAAUGACAAUUCGAACAUGUUUUUUAAAGCCAUUGCUCCUGAUCUGCUGCCUGGCAGCUCCCGAGUGGUCCUGUCUAAAGUUACACUAUAUGCUGCAUUCAGUGGAAAUGUACAAGUCGAAGCAAAAGAGGAGAUCAAAAUCGUAUUCUUCUGAAUCCACAAGGAAUUGCAGGUCAAGAAAUCAAGAAGACUUGGGCGUAGAACCAAAGCUAAUUAGACAUAAUCUAUUCCCUGCUGUGCAGGGGGAAACUUUUAAAGUAGCAUCAUGAAUCCAAUGACUGAAUUGACUGAAAAAGAAUUCAGAUACUGCAAAGGAAAGAGCUGGAGGUAAAUUGACUACCCCAUUGAGGUUAUUUACAAUAAAAUAUGAAAUUCGGA